Scutellospora calospora is the source of this 155-nucleotide messenger RNA. The record is from the annotation of a GenBank genome assembly. NCBI's taxonomy places the organism in Eukaryota, Fungi, Glomeromycota, Glomeromycetes, Diversisporales, Gigasporaceae.
AUGCCAAGAGAAAAAUCUGUAAAUCUCAUAGACCACAGAGUUCAGAGCAAUACUAAAGCAUAUUGUUCAAGUGAAUAUGGAUUUUCUAAGAUUAGUAAAUUGUCUUUAAGCAAUAUACAAGAUUGCCAUAAAGAUUCUUUAAAAAGAUUUCUGAA